Recurvomyces mirabilis is the source of this 2577-nucleotide messenger RNA. RefSeq lists its product as uncharacterized. The transcript has 3 exons. Lineage: Eukaryota; Fungi; Ascomycota; Dothideomycetes; Mycosphaerellales; Teratosphaeriaceae. The coding region runs from base 1 to 2577 and encodes 858 amino acids. Gene Ontology annotation, cellular component: plant-type cell wall. The record is from RefSeq and is a predicted model, not a curated record. Gene Ontology annotation, biological process: arabinan catabolic process; xylan catabolic process. Gene Ontology annotation, molecular function: alpha-L-arabinofuranosidase activity; xylan 1,4-beta-xylosidase activity.
AUGUCUCAGAAGGUCAACGACACUCAGUGCAGUAGUCGUUGCACGACCGACCCGUCCCAGCGAUGUGGUGGUGGAUACAUCGCAUCCCUCUACCAAAUCACCAACUCUCAACCAAGCACCGGGGCUAGCUACUUCACCCCAGCCUGCCAGACAAGUCCUCUCUGCUCCCACAAAGUCUGUGACACCAGCCUCAGCACAUCCGACCGCAUCGCCUCUCUCAUCUCGGAACUCACCGAGGAAGAAAAGAUCUUGAACCUCGUCGACGCCUCAGCAGGCUCGACCCGUAUUGGUCUACCACCUUAUGAGUGGUGGAGCGAGGCCACUCACGGUGUUGGCUCGGCUCCUGGUGUGCAGUUCGCUAACAUGGGCAACAACUUCAGCUACGCCACCAGCUUCCCUGCUCCCAUCCUCUCAUCUGCAGCUUUUGAUGACGAGCUUAUCUUUCAGAUUGGUGAGACGGUUGGGAGGGAGGGCAGAGCGUUCGGUAAUAAUGGAUUUGCUGGCUUCGACUACUGGGCGCCUAACAUGAACAACUUCCGUACGUUCUUGGCAUCAUCAUCACAAUUCACGAACACUGCUGACGAGGACACAGGUGACCCCCGCUGGGGUCGUGGCCAGGAGACUCCGGGUGAGGAUGUUCUCCGUGUCCAGAACUACGUUCGAACCUAUGUCCCGGGCUUGCAGGGUGGCGAUCCAACCAACAAGCAGAUCAUCGCUACCUGCAAGCAUUAUGCCGUGUACGAUCUGGAGACCGGCCGCUAUGGCAAUGAUUACAACCCGACGCAGCAGGACAUGGCCGACUACUACAUGGCGGCUUUCAAGACUUGCGUUAGAGAUGUUGGUGUGGGCAGCAUUAUGUGCUCUUACAAUGCGGUCGACGGCUACCCAUCUUGCGCGAGCCAAUACCUCCUUCAAGACGUCCUCCGCGACCACUGGAACUUUACCAACGAUUAUAAUUACGUCGUGUCCGACUGCGGAGCUGUCACCGAUAUCUUCCAGUACCAUAAUUUCACUGACACUGAGGAGGCCGCUGCGUCUGUGGCUCUGAAUGCUGGUACCGAUCUCGAGUGUGGUAGCUCAUACGUCAAGCUCAAUGCUUCGUUGGCCGAUGGCCAGACCACUAUCGGACGACUCGACGAAGCUCUUACGAGGUUGUAUAAUGCUCUCUUCACCGUUGCCUUCUUCGACGGUAGCAACUACACUGCUCUCGGAUGGUCCGAUGUCGCGACCUCGGCCGAUCAAAAGCUGGCCUACACUGCAGCUUGGGAGGGCAUGACUCUCCUCAAGAACGACAACUCGUUCUUGCCGCUGUCUGGGUCGAAGAAGGUGGCCGUCAUUGGCCCCUAUGCCAAUGCUACCACGCAGAUGCAGGGUGACUACUCCGGUACGCCAAAGUAUAUCAACAGCCCACUUUCUGCUUUCCAGGGUUAUAGCUCGUGGACUGUCACCUACUCCAACGGCACAGGAAUUGCUUCGAACAGUACCUCAGGAUUUGCUGCUGCGAAGGCUGCGGCCGCCGCUAGUGAUGUCGUCAUCUAUCUCGGUGGUCUCGACAACUCACAGGAGCAGGAGACUCUGGAUCGUCUUGCUCUGAGCUGGCCUGGUAACCAACUUGAUCUCAUCACGGAACUUGCCGCGAUCAAGCCGACUAUCGUCGUCCAGUUUGGCGGAGGGCAGAUUGAUGAUACUCCACUUCUGAACAACGCAAAUGUCAAGUCCGUCGUAUGGGCAGGCUAUCCUAGCCAAGACGGUGGUGAUGCGCUGCUUGAUAUCUUGACGGGCAAGCAGGCACCCGCCGGUAGACUGCCGAUCACACAGUACCCAGCUAGCUAUGCCGACGAAGUUAGCAUCUAUGAUAUCGACCUGCCUUCUAAUGGAACGUACCCUGGUAGGACUUAUCGAUGGUACACCGGCAAGGCUGUCCGACCUUUCGGCUUCGGUCUGUCGUACACGACCUUUGGCUUCAGCUGGACCAAGCCACUUCAACGUUCCUACAACAUCCAACAGCUGGUUGACAGCUGCGGUCAGGGCAACAAGAACAACAACGGUUGGGGCAGUGGAUGGGGCUGGGGAUGGGGCUGGCCGCAUGGCUGGAACAAUGGCCAUGGAGGCUGGGGAAACAGCAACACCGGCAGCAACACCGUGAUCAACGACGCCACACCCUUUACCACCAUCUCCGCUUCUGUCAAGAACACUGGGAAGCAUAUCAGCGAUUACGUCGGUCUCCUCUUCCUCUCCAGCUCUAACGCCGGACCAGCACCACGACCGAUCAAGACCCUGGUAUCUUACUCCCGUCUCCACAACCUCGCUAUUGGUGGCUCGCAGACUCUCAAUCUACCUCUCACGCUCGGAUCUCUUGCUCGCGCGAACACGAAUGGCGAUAUUACUAUAUUCCCUGGUGACUAUGAGAUCGUGCUCGAUAACGAUGCCUCGCUGAGCUUCAAGUUCUCAUUGACUGGGCAGGCGGUUGUUAUUGAUACGUUGCCGGCGCCUAAAGCGAGCUAUAGUGAGACUGUAAAGGUUAAUCUGCAGGCACCUAGCCGGGCGGACUAUGGGGAUCCUGUUGCUGGGAGCUGA